GGUUCCGUUUAUGGAGCCGUUGCUCGUACAUGAUUGUUAUGAGAUCGGAAAGCAAUCUAGUCAGAACAUUACUGAUUGUGCACCCCAGUGUGUCUCCAUCUUGAUAUAGCAGCGAUCGAAACGCUAAAAAAAGUUCCUGGACAUGGCAGCCCUAAAUCGUCCCACACAGGCAACGUACGAAAUUCACGAAAGCGUCAAGGUGGAUACAUCCGACAAUGAAGAUCACACGUUCUGUGGAAUCAUGUUUCCGAUUAAAGCCAAGGCGGUGUUACCGAUGGAGCGAGUUUUCAUUCGUUCGAUCGCGGUGCGCGGACAACUGGGGCCCUUGACGGUCUGGAUCACAAAACCGGAGGCAUCGCCGGACGACCACCAAACGUACACCUUUCGAUUGAACGCUCGCCAUUGGGAUAAAGUAUACGAUCACACCUUGCCAUCAUCUCAACGAACGUAUCAAACACUCCAUUUAGACCCACCUAUCGAAUUGCGGCCUGGGCAAGUUCGGGCCCUGUACAUUCAUUCGACGUUGCCGGGGGAUGAGGCAAUCGUUUAUGACAAUUCCUACCCCACAGCCCGCCGGCCCGCCCGACCCCGUUACGAAGAUUCCAUGAUUACCAUCUUUAGUGGCAAGGCACACUUGUCACCCACACCCUUUGGUCAGAUGCCCAUUUGGGGUUGGGGCAACGCGUGGCGUGAUCACCGGGAGUUUGUUGGACAGAUUGAAUACGGUGCCGUGUUUCAGCUAUGGAAUCCCGCUUGCCACGGUAACUUUGGUACCGAGUUUGAUCAGUGCGUUCAAGCUAUGCUCGCUUGUCAACGGCGCAACGAGUCCCCCAUCUGUCGACUACCCGACGAGUGCUUGUACUAUAUUUUAAACAUGUGUCGGUGGGACUGGUUCCGCGACACAUCCGAUGGUAUCAAGGCAGUGAAACGGUUUCGCAGACGACAAAGACGGGAACUAGAAUCGGAAGUCGCCCGCCUGCGUGCAGAACAAGCCGAGCAAAAUCGUUUAAAUGCCGAGAAUCCUACCGGACGACGAAGCGCCGAAAGCGAUAGUGAUAUGUAUUACGAUGCCGAGGAAGAAAUCGAGGACUCCACGGCGAUGGAUACUUCGAACCAUUGUAGCAAUCGAGCUGGUGUGGCCGCUCAAGCCUUGGCGGCGGUCCCAGAGAUAUCAGAAACACACUCGGGCGAUGCUGACGAAGAUGAAGGGAACCAAGGUGAUGUUGAAGACGUCGAGGAUGAUGACGAUGAUGAGGAAUGGAACGAAGAUGAGGAGGAGAAUGAAGACGACGAGGAUGACCUAGAUGACGAUGGAAACGAAUCAGACGAGAGCGAGUGGGAGCGUGCAAACGGUUACCGAGCAGAUAAUACAGUUUUCACGUAUCGAGAUGUUUCAUCCGACGAGGAAAGCGAAGGAGACGAAGCCCGUACGGCAGCCGAAAGACAAGCGUGGUUUCGCCGACAUUUUGCCCGCAUUCAUAUUUUGAGGGCAUUGGCACGAGGAAACGAUGGUACUGGAGAGAACAUGCAGAUGUAA
Messenger RNA from Phaeodactylum tricornutum CCAP 1055/1, 1537 nucleotides. RefSeq lists its product with no specific name. Lineage: Eukaryota; Bacillariophyta; Bacillariophyceae; Surirellales; Neidiaceae. The record is from RefSeq and is a predicted model, not a curated record. The coding region runs from base 143 to 1537 and encodes 464 amino acids. The transcript has 4 exons.